Molecule: messenger RNA, 1992 nt
Organism: Trichoderma reesei QM6a
Lineage: Eukaryota; Fungi; Ascomycota; Sordariomycetes; Hypocreales; Hypocreaceae
Exons: 3
Coding region: 1-1992 (663 amino acids)
Source: RefSeq, a predicted model, not a curated record
AUGGACUCUUCUGCAGGUGAGAGUCAACCAUAUCCAAUGUCUGAGCAAUGCCUAGCCUUUGGAACUUGGAAACAAUUUUACGAACAAGAGCGUCUGGGUGAGUGGCUUGAGCAUGUCCAUACGCACCUGCGGCAGCACAGUUUUCAGAUCAUCUCCCAGUCGAUUGAAGGGAACAAUGACUGCCUUCAAUGGUCCGGCAGGCCGGGCAUAGAGAUCCAUCAUAAGGACGAAGACCAAUGGAACCUGUGCAGCGUUUGCGGAAGUCUGGACCCCUCAGACAAUUUGGAGCCUCCCAUUUCUUCCAUGCACAGCUCAGACGAUGUCUCUAGCUGCCCCUCUCUCACCAAGUACGAGAUCUUUUCGAACAAGAGCUUACCUACAUGUACUCCCACAACUGACUCGGUACCUGGUGCUUUCGGUCGUGCGAGAUCUCCAAGAAAUCACGAAGUCGAACAUGCUUCUCGCUCAGACCUUCUGGAUGCAAUUGAAGAAUUUUCCAUUUCAUGGUUUUCCGCAUGGCUUGCCGACCGGCCCGGUACCACGGGGUUGAACUCAGCCAGCGAAUCGAUUCAUACUUACAACGGCGCGAAUCAAGGCGAACCUUCGCAAGCAGGAAAGCGGAAACCUCGUGGCCAAAGAGACAAGGACAGAGGGGACAGGAAAGCCCGGCGCCUGAACGCGGCCAAGGGAGACGAGCAUGAUGACGAGUAUGACGAUGAUGAAGAUGACGACGACGAUGAUGAUGAUGAUGAUGGUAAUGGCGGCGCUCCCACUGCGGAAUGUGUUCAGUCGAUUCUUGACGCAAGGAAGCCUCUGGCUUGCCCUUUCCACAAAAGAGAUCCGUUAUUCUACGGCCAUGGCAAGUUCGGGGUCUGUGCAACCGGCAUCUGGACGACGUAUCACAGAGUCAGAGAUCAUAUACGUCGCAAACAUUUACGCCCACGUCAUCUCUGUGAGCGAUGCUUUGCAGCCUUCAGGAACCAAGCAGGCCUACAAAGGCACUCCGCGUUGCAGUGCAUCGCAAACGAGAAUGACCCUUACCUGAGCUCCACGGAUUGGGAGCGGUUGAGAGCGGCCCGCAUUCGCAACAAGCCAGAUGACGAGAAGUGGAAACAGAUGUACCAUGUACUAUUUCCAAAUGAAGAGAUUCCCAACCCAUACAAGGGUGGGCCAGCUUGCAACGAGCAUGUGAGGGAACUGGCUUCGGAAAUCGAAAGCAUCCUCUUGACCACCGCCAAUGCAGCACAGGACCAGCUCCAGGCAAUUUCAGACAUCAUAUCUCUUGUGCGUGACGCUAUCUUGAGCGCCAGUGGCACCGCCAGAGAUGUAAUGGAUUUCCACACGGCAGUAGCAAAUGCCUUCAGUGAACCUUCCUGUUGGUUGGAGGAGGCUACAGAUAUUCUGGAUGUCGCCCAGUAUCAGACUGAGCGAGAUUUCCUCAACUUUUCGGCAGACUGUCCAGACACGACGAGUUUUAGAGACGACCAAACUGGAUCGGGGCUCUUGCCUGAGUUAGAGAACCCAUCAGAUGCGACGAACGAUGGUGUGGGAUAUCAGAUUGGUCCAUGGGCUUCCAAUACCCUGUCAAUGUUUUCGAGCAUACCAUUUCUGUACUACGAUCAGGUUGCUCCAGGGCCAAUCGAUGAGAGGGGACAGGAUCAAGAUAUGUCAAAUGUUUCAUGGACACGGAAGGGAUUGGAGGAGUUUCCAGAGGGAACAGGUGAGAGGGGACAGUAUCCAGAUAUGACAGAUGUGGCAUGGACACAGAAGGGAUCGGAAGAGUUUCCAGAGGGAACAGAUGAGGGGGGACAGUAUCAAGAUAUGACAGAUGUGGCAUGGACACAGAAGGGAUCGGAAGAGUUUCCAGAGGGAACAGAUGAGGGGGGACAGUAUCAAGAUAUGACAGAUGUGGCAUGGACACAGAAGGGAUCGGAAGAGUUUCCAGAUGGAACAGAUGAUGCGGAACAUCAGGAUGGCGCGUGUGGCGAUUAG